AUGACUUUUAUGCAUCAUGGUAUGGAUGAAUGGGCUGAGCCCUUCAAGCUUAACGGGAUGAGGUUCGUCAGAAGGGGACGGGAGUAUAUCCAUGCAACAAUGCGUGUAUCUAAGUCCUCAUCGGGCCAAUUACCAGACCAGGGGGCUCCCGUAAACGACUCAAGAGUCAACGUUGGUCGACAUGCAAUGUCAAACUCGUUCACUUCUCGCGGCUCUCACCACUGGCAGGGUUGGGAAGGAUAG
Paracoccidioides lutzii Pb01 is the source of this 243-nucleotide messenger RNA. RefSeq lists its product as hypothetical. The record is from RefSeq and is a predicted model, not a curated record. The transcript has a single exon. Bases 1 to 243 code for a protein of 80 amino acids.